Molecule: messenger RNA, 4142 nt
Organism: Otolemur garnettii (small-eared galago)
Lineage: Eukaryota; Metazoa; Chordata; Mammalia; Primates; Galagidae
Gene: RFFL
Product: ring finger and FYVE like domain containing E3 ubiquitin protein ligase
Exons: 7
Coding region: 878-2071 (397 amino acids)
Biological process (GO): negative regulation of extrinsic apoptotic signaling pathway via death domain receptors; protein K48-linked ubiquitination; proteasome-mediated ubiquitin-dependent protein catabolic process
Cellular component (GO): plasma membrane; cytoplasm
Molecular function (GO): ubiquitin protein ligase activity
Source: RefSeq, a predicted model, not a curated record
CUUCGUAUAACAUCAUGCCAAUUCUAGCCUAUUAGGACAAAGUCAAUAAUAAUUAAUAGCUGUUGAUGAAGCCUGUCAUACUAGAAUUGAUUUUUUAGUAAGCUGGAUAACAAAAUUGACAUAAAUUUAGGGCUUUUUUUUUUUAAAAGAGUAAGUGUUAAGACGAUUUUCAUAGCCUUCUAUGUUCCUCAUGCAACCAAUAGGUGUGGUCAGCAGAUGAUUUAGUUCUUACCAUAAAGAAUGUGGUAGCUGAUUGGAAAAAAAAAUUGCAGUGCUUCUGUCUUAAUGAGAGAACUUGAGUUGUCUAAGGAAAUAAGAGGUCACAGAUGGCCUAGUGGGGAAAAACACAAUGAGUCUAGUUCCAGCUGACAAAAAUUUACUCUAAUGAUUUGACCAGCUGAGGACUGGGCAAGUUCCCGAGUUCACAGACCCAGAUGUUCUAAUUUGUAAAUGCAAACCGACUUCUUUAUCAGCCUUCUGGGGAAAUCUUCAGAACUGUGAACCUGCUGCCUUCAGUAAUCUUUCUAUCUAGAGCUCCAGGCUGCUCCUCAGAUGAAAUUUCAGAAACCCUUCACUGUAGCUUCCUGGGUAAGGGCUUCAGAGGAGGCCCAGGUAGCCGCUGUGGGGGAAUGAAGUUUAUCUGCCCUCAGUGAUCAGCACUUGAUUUAAGACAAUCAGUGGGGUGCCUCAUCUUUUCUAGGUUGCUGUUGAUUGCAGCUGGCUCAGGCAGAGUUGUUUGGGAAAUACGAGUUUUGCCUAGCGUGAGUCAGCACUGCCCGGGUAAACUGCCUGCUCUGUUGCAAUCUUGCUUACCAAAGAAACGUCCCCAGGCGGCACCAUUCACUUAGCCUGAAAGCUGCUGCUCUUGGUUCCUGAGAUGAUCUCAUCUGAACACGGCUCCAACGACUUCAGCUACAGGAACUCGAGGCAGCUUGCUGUCUGCCUGGGCAAUGUUUUGAAACAGGCAAAAUCAGAUUUUAUCAUGUGGGCAACCUGCUGCAACUGGUUCUGCCUGGAUGGACAGCCUGACGAGGGCCCACCACCCCAGGGAGCCAGGACGCAGGCCUACUCCAACCCUGGGUACAGCUCCUUCCCUUCCCCAACAGGCUCCGAACCAAGCUGCAAGGGCUGUGGGGCCCAUUUCGCAAACACGGCCAGGAAGCAGAUCUGCCUGGACUGUAAGAAGAAUUUCUGCAUGACCUGUUCAAGCCAAGAGGGGAAUGGGCCCCGCCUCUGCCUUCUCUGCCAACGGUUCCGAGCCACAGCCUUUCAGCGGGAGGAGCUCAUGAAGAUGAAGGUGAAGGACCUGAGGGACUAUCUCAGCCUCCAUGACAUCUCUACCGAAACGUGCCGGGAGAAAGAAGAGCUGGUGUUCUUGGUGCUUGGCCAGCAGCCUAUAAUCUCCCAAGAGGACAGGACUCGUGCCCCUACCUUGUCCCCGGACUUCCCCGAGCAGCAGGCCUUCCUGAGCCAGCUUCACACCAGCAUGGUGCCUCCUACCUCACCCAGCGCCUCUUCGUCUGCACAAGCCACCUCUGUCCCCCCAGCCCAGGCUCCAGAGCAUCAGCAGGCCAAUGGCCACGUGUCUCAGGACUACGAAGAGUCUGUCUACCUGGAGAGCACAGCCAGAGCACCUGCUGAGGACGAGACCCAGUCCAUCGAUUCAGAGGACAGCUUUGUCCCAGGCCGGAGGGCCUCUCUGUCUGACCUGACUGACCUGGAGGACAUCGAAGGCCUGACGGUGCGGCAGCUGAAGGAAAUCCUGGCUCGCAACUUUGUCAACUACAAGGGCUGCUGUGAGAAGUGGGAGCUGAUGGAGAGGGUGACGCGGCUGUAUAAGGACCAGAAAGGACUCCAGCACCUGGUGUGUGGUGCUGAAGACCAAAACGGAGGAGCAGUGCCGUCAGGCCUGGAGGACAACCUGUGUAAGAUCUGCAUGGACUCACCCAUCGACUGUGUCCUGCUGGAGUGUGGCCACAUGGUGACCUGUACCAAGUGUGGCAAACGCAUGAACGAGUGUCCCAUCUGCCGGCAGUAUGUGAUCCGAGCUGUGCAUGUCUUCCGGUCCUGAGGGUUCGCACCUGCUGCUUCAGUGCCUUAUAGGGGGACAAAGCCUGGGAUGUCUGGGCUCAGGGUUGGCCACCUUGCAGAGAGGGGCAAGUUAACAGAAGAAAUUGUACAGUGUUCCCAAGAUCAGGGCAAGCGAAGAUACCAUGUUACCCCUGGGCAGGCCUAUCUUGCCAUGGGGGUGCACCUUGUGACUGGCCAAGCCCCUGAGGCUAGUAGGAACUGCUACAAAUCAUGUGGGUGAGUCCUUGUUUCAAUAAUCUUGGGGUGAUGAUGGUAAUUGGUGAACAGAAGACUUUCCAGAACUUGGACCAUGUUUUUCCUCUCUUCCUCUGAGAACCUAGACGGUUUCACCCUUUCUCCUAUAUCCCACCCAUCCCCUGGAGAUGCUUGUGUAUUUCAUCAGUUGAAAGUCCUGUUAGAAAUGGAUCUCUUCCUCCCCAGCACAUUUGGAUUUAAAUUUCUGGUCUCUCUGGCUUUCUGUGUUAACCCACCAUUACUAAAGUCUCUUGCUACACUGUCUAAAAUCUGUUUCUUUGGACCAAAAAUGUUAGUUUACCAGACCGAUAGUGGUCCUUAGGAUAGAAUUUGACCAGUAAAUUUAACUCUCGUGGGAAAUGAAACACAAAUGCUAUCAGAAAACUUCAAAGUUGUUAAGUGCUGGGAUUGGAAGCUCUUAGUCUUUGACCUGAUCCUGGGCACCAAUAAGUAUCUUGCUUCCAAACUGCUGAGAAGUCCCCAAUCUGUAUGCAAGCAAUGUGUGAGUAAUCUCUGCUGCUUCCUGUCUUCGGGCCGGACUUUGUACCAUCUUUUUGUUGAUGAGGCAAGGGGAAGUGUUGAGUGAAGGCAGUGCAGUGGCCUUUCUACUUAGCUUUGGCUUGGCUUCUGACCCUCUUUUUGCAAUAGGCAGGAGUCUUAAACCACUUUCCCUGAAACUGAGGUCCAUCUCCUACCCAUGGAGGUUUUGAAUUUGGUCUCACCCAAGGCAAAGAGACUUGCUCCUCUCCAGCCAGAUAAAUUUCCUGGAGAACAAACAAUGCCUGUAAGAAUACCUAAGAGGUAUCAGAAGAUAUUGAGUAAGUCUGGAUUCUGCCUGUGAACAGAUGUUGCAAGUUUUAAUUCCCCAGGUUGGUGGGGAGUUCCUACUUCAUUUCCUUCUUAGCCUACUGAUUGUGGGGGGAUUUUUCUCAGCAGUUUGGAAGCAAGAUGCUUAUUGGUGCCCAGGAUCAGGGAAAAACAUUCUCUAGGCCCUUUAGGAAGAACAUUGUAAUGAGGAGAUGAUGUUGUCAAGCUCUCUUAGGGUCUUUAAACCACUGGAUGAACUGAAGGGCUUAACAUUUAUUUGCUGGAGAAGUUUAGCCAAGCACAAAACACACAUGCUAUCAGAAAAGCUGGGUGAAUCACACAACUAAUACAUACCUGAGGGCCUUGCCCAGCACCCACCCUGCAGUGGAGCUCUGAGACUAGAACCAGUUGUGACUGUUGAUGCAGUGAGAAACCACUAAAGGGACCUCUUCAGUAGCACAGACAUACUUAUGCUUCUGCUCCAUCAUCAACCACUAAACACCUUCAGAGGAAUAAAAUAAUUUCAUAAAGUAGUUGUCAGCUGAACACUGGGCCACUUACCGAUGUGAUACAAGGCCUCGAUACUUUGAUUCUGGGCCGAAGCCUUUGUAGGAGUUGGGGAAUCAGAUUUUCCCUUUAUAAAGAUAGCACCUUUCACCUUUCUGGCAGACAGUGAAUGCUCUAGUUUACAGUGCCUACCAGUUUAGUAAAAGAUCAUUCAGCUACUCUUCAGUUCCACUGUGAAACAGGUCUAUGUAUAUGCUACUCAGUUAAGAUCUAGCAAUAACUUCAGGGCAGAAGCUGGCUCUCUCCCUACUUAAAACUUGCUUUCUCUGCUGAAGUCCUACCUGCUCCUCCCCCUCCCAGUUUUCCUCCUAGACACAACUUGAAAAUAAAAUACUAAUGAUUGGUUAGUAACUUCAUUAAGAAUCAGAACUGAUGUCAUUUAUUCAUUUUAGAGGAAGAACUUGCCUUUUAAUCUUUUGUUUUCCUAUGGUGAAGGUUUCCAU